Molecule: messenger RNA, 699 nt
Organism: Lycium barbarum (goji berry)
Lineage: Eukaryota; Viridiplantae; Streptophyta; Magnoliopsida; Solanales; Solanaceae
Exons: 2
Coding region: 1-699 (232 amino acids)
Source: RefSeq, a predicted model, not a curated record
AUGGCUGAUCAGAAUAAUCAAGAUAAUAGGCAAAUAUUGGGACAAGUGAGCUCUUUAGCAUCAUAUAAUGCUCUCUUAGCAUUUAUUUGGUUUUGGAAUUAUGCACGUGAAAUUGAAAAUGAUCGACGUACGAUCACACAUGCCAUACGCCCUGAAAGAGAGCAAGUUAGAGAUGAGCUAUUGAGUCAUCUAUUUUCUUCAGAACUUUGUCGUAAUAUUUUAAGAAUGACCCCUUCGGCUUUUACCAGUCUCUGUGAGAUGUUAGUUAGAGAUGGAGGUCUUAGACCAACACUUCGAGCUACAGUUGAAGAACAGGUUGCGAAAACACUUUACCUGUUAGCACAUAAUGUGACAAAUCACGAACUAUCUUUCAUCUUUCGACGAUCGGGGGAGUCGGUCAGUCAUCAUUUUCAUGUUGUCCUACGAGCUAUAUUGGGGCUAUACGAAAUAUUUAUUAAACAACCUGAUGGAUCCCAAGUUCCUUCUGAAAUUGCCAGCAACCAAAGAUUCUACCCAUAUUUUAAGGAUUGUAUUGGUGCAAUUGAUGGAACACACGUACGUAUUAAAUUUUCACAAAGUGAAGCCCCAAAAUACCGUGAGAGGAAAGAUUAUCUGUUGUACCUCGCGUUUUCAGAGCAUGAGUAUGACAUGUACCUCACCAUAGUAAUGGGGUGUCGGAGACGUCCCAUGACGUUUUGA